UACUUGUGGUAUUUUUGAUGUUGGUGGUCUGGUUUUGCUGAGUUGGAGGAAAGGAAUCGACAAUACCGCAUAUACCACAGGACGCACAGGACGCACAGACGCCAAAGAUGUCCACGACAACAUCAGCCAAAGACGAUGCAAUAGCCUUUGCCAGUCAGAAAUGCUUUCACCAAUCCAUAACCAUCGAUCCAACUUCCGCGCAUCAGAAACUCCGCGUAUCUUUUGCGACCACGUCAGGAUUUGACGACGACGGCAAGAAUGAUCUCGAGACUAUUCUGAUUUGCGGAGGCAUGGGAGCGUCACGCCUUUUGCUAUAUAGAUUAGAUGCUUUGGCGAAGAAGGAGGGUGUCAGGGUGAUUUUUAUCGAUAGGCCGGGAGUAGGUGGUUCGACACCAGUUCCUCUGGAUCAAAGAGUACAAGUAUGGUUGGACGCCGUGCCCGCCGUACUCGAGCAUCUAGGCGUCAAGACGAUAUCAUUACUAUCCCACUCGGCCGGUGCGAUUUACGCCAUCAACACCCUCCUCCUGCUCCCUCAUCUCCUACAUCCCCAGCACCCAUACGCCGCUUUUUUAACUCCAUGGGUCCAUCCUUGUUUCUCUUCAGCACCGUUGAUGCAGGUGGUUGAUAAAUUGCCCUCUGCAUUGGUAGGAUCGCUGCAUCAUAUCACUUCUUUCGUGGGCGGAUAUAUCGCUCCUUCCGUCCAAUUUUCUUCGGGUAUGAUGGGCGUCACGGAUGAUUUGCCAGAGGACCAAUGCCAAAACUACUAUGAUAUGAGCAGUAAGAGUUGGUCAGAAGUGUGCAAAUUACAAGGCAAAUAUGCCAGAUUGGAGGAUAUGAGUGGCAUCUCCGCCGAUGCAAACCUCUGCAUGCAAAAAGACAGCAAAGACUGGUGCACCCACACCUCCCUCCCCACCACAAUUUCCUCUCUCCAACAACUCUAUCCCCAGCAAUCACGUCCCCUGACCAUCCGAGCCUAUUUCGCCGCAUCAGAUCAAAUCAUAGGUAGAGGCGGCCAAGUGUAUUUCGAAGAAUGCUGGAAAAGGGGGAAUGAUGCACAAGGACAAGUGGAUUUUGCAGCAAAGGGUGUGGAUGAUACGGAUCAUGAUAAUAUCCCUUUAGUGGAGAAGGGGUGUCUUGGGGAGAUAUUCAAAGAGAUCAAGGAUUUGAACGUGUGUGAUGGAUAGAUAUCCAUGGCAUGUAUGCAAAGUUGACGGCGGGUGAAAAAUUACACAAGAGGUGCAGAAGAGCAAGGUAUAUAUAUAUCUACAUCAUCGAGUGCUGAUGCCCUAUCUCCUCCA
This is a messenger RNA of Aureobasidium pullulans EXF-150, 1298 nucleotides long. RefSeq lists its product as uncharacterized. The transcript has 4 exons. NCBI's taxonomy places the organism in Eukaryota, Fungi, Ascomycota, Dothideomycetes, Dothideales, Saccotheciaceae. Bases 108 to 1184 code for a protein of 358 amino acids. The record is from RefSeq and is a predicted model, not a curated record.